AUGGAGGGUACGCCCAGCUUCCUGAAGGACAGCCCAGCCUGGGAGAAGACAGCCCCUGAGAACGGCAUCACAGGACCGGAGCUAGACACCCCACCACGAGAUGGCUUGCGCCCUGCGGCACUGUGCCUGGGAGAGCCCGCUCCCUUCUGGAGGGGUGUCCUGAGCACCCCAGGCUCCUGGCUGCCCCCUGGCUUCCCGCAGAGCCCCAAGGACACGCUCCCACUGUUGGACGGUGAAGGUCCCCGGAACGGAGAGAGGAAGGCUGGCUGGCCAGGCAGCAAGGACGGGCUGCGCUGGAAGGAGGCGAUGCUUACCCAUCCGCUGGCAUUCUGUGGAUCACCGUGCCCGCCUCGCUACAGCCCCCUGGUUCCUGAGCAUAACGGUGGCCAUCCCAAGAGUGACCCUGUGGCCUUCCGGCCCUUGCACUGCCCCUUCCUUCUGGAGACCAAGAUCCUGGAGCGAGCUCCUUUCUGGAUGCCCACCUGCUUGCCACCCUACCUAGUGUCCAGCCUGCCCCCAGAGUAUCCAUGUGACUGGCCCCUGGCCCCGCACCCUUGGGGGUACUCCGGGGGCCAGCCCAAAGUGCCCUCUGCCUUCAGCUUAGGCAGCAAGGGCUUUUACCACAAGGAUCCAAGCAUACUCAGGCUGGCAAAGGACCCACUGGCAACUGUGGAACCUGGGUUGCUGGGCUCAGCCCCUGGUGGGCAUCUCCAGAGAACUGGGGAGGUGGAACGCCCUUCUCUCCACCAGAGGGAUGGAGAGACAGGAGUUGGCAGGCAUCCGAACCUUUGCCCCCUUCUCCUGGGACAUCCAGACACUGGGGCCCGGGCCCCGUGGCCCACUUGUUCCCCAGGCCUGGUUCAUACUCUUGGCAAUGUCUGGGCUGUCCCCAGAGGUGGGAGCCUUGGGUACCAGCCGGGGUCAUCAGCCACAACAAGGUGCCCGUCUCCUGGGCCUCCUUCCACCCAGGCAGGCUAUUGCUCAUCUGACCCACCAGCUAGAGAUGACCCUUGUGGGCAGUGCCCGGAGGACCUGGAGGGGGCCACCAGUGAGCCCGGUGAAUCCAGUGAGGAAGCCUACAAGACCCCUGGUCCCAGGGCCUGCCCGCCCAGCCAUCACACCAAGCUGAAGAAGACAUGGCUCACUCGACACUCUGAGCAGUUCGGGUACCCAGACAGCUGCCCUGCGGAGGAGGAGAGCCCGGCAGCCCAGCUGCGAGCCCUCAAGAGGUCAAGCAACCCCGAGGUCCAGGGAACAGGAAGCAGUCCAGCUGCCAAGCGCCCGACUGGUCCUUUCCCGGGCAGUGCGGGGCAGGGGGCCAGAGGCCAGCAGGAAGUGCUAGACUCAUUAUUUGGGAACAAGGCGGAGACAGAACAGCGUGAUGACCACAGAGGACCCCGGGACGAUGGGGCCAGCAUGCAGGCCCCGGGGCUUCAGGAUACACCUUGCGUGGCUCCUGUGGCAGGCAUCACUCAGUGCCAAGGCUGUGCCCAGGCAGCUGGCGAGAUGGGAGGGCCGGCCCGCUCCUCCCAGCCAGUGUCCAGAUUGCCGCUGGGAGGGGAGCAGCCACAGGAGGAAGACUUGGCAGCCAGCUCCGAGGAGGGAGGAGGGUCUGGCCCGGAGGCUGGGCUCAGCGUGGGCCUGGCCAAGCACCUGCUCAGCGCACUGGGGGACCGGCUGUGCCGCGUCCUGAGGAGGGAGCGGGAGGCCCUGGCCUUGGCGCAGCAGGAAGGCCAGGCACCAGUCGGGACCGAGGACGACCCAGGCCUUCCACGCUGCUGCAGCCGCUGCCGCCUCGGACUGUUCAAUACCCACUGGCGAUGCCCUCACUGCAGCCACCGGCUGUGUGUGGCCUGUGGUCGCAUGGCAGGUGCUGGGAGGGCCAGGGAGAAAGCAGGCUCUCAGGGACAGUCCACAGAGAAGUGUGGCCAGGAGGUUGGGCACGGUGCCAGUUCCCUGAUGCUCACCCAGUUUGUCUCCAGUCAGGCUUUGGCAGAAUUAAGCACUGCAAUGCACCAGGUCUGGGUGAAGUUUGACAUCCGAGGGCACUGCCCCUGCCAAGCUGAUGCCCGAGUGUGGACCGCUGGGGAUGGGGGCCCGCAGAAGGAGCCGAUGGAGAAAACUCCCCCAACUCCACAACCUUCCUGCAACGGGGAUACCAACAGGACCAAGGACAUUAAAGAGGAGACCCCAGACUCCACAGAGACCCCGGCAGAAGACCGUGGCAGCCGAGGGCCCCUGCCUUGUCCCUCUCUGUGUGAACUGCUGGCCUCCACCGCUGUCAAACUCUGCCUGGGGCAUGAACGGAUACACAUGGCCUUUGCCCCUGUCACUCCGGCCCUGCCCAGCGACGACCGCAUCACCAACAUCCUGGACAGCAUCAUCGCGCAGGUCGUGGAGCGGAAGAUCCAGGAGAAAGCCUUGGGGCCGGGGCUGCGGGCCGGGCCAGGGCUGCGGGCCGGGCCGGGCCUGCGCAAGGGCCUGGGCCUGCCCCUCUCCCCCGUUCGGCCCCGGCUGCCUCCCCCUGGAGCUCUGCUGUGGCUGCAGGAGCCCAGGCCUCAGCGAGGCUUCCACCUCUUCCAGGAGCACUGGAGGCAGGGCCAGCCUGUGUUGGUGUCAGGAAUUCAGAGGACACUUCAGGGCCACCUGUGGGGGUCAGAAGCUCUCGGGGCACUCGGAGGCCAGGUGCAGGCGCUGACCCCCCUUGGGCCUCCCCAGCCCACCAGCCUGGGCAGCGCGACAUUCUGGGAGGGAUUCUCCCGGCCUGAGAGUCGCCCGAAGUCAGAUGAGAGCUUGGUGUUCCUGCUGCACAGAGGUCUGGGGGACAAGGACACCAGCAGGGUAGAGAACCUGGCUGCCAGCCUGCCACUCCCAGAGUAUUGUGCCCGCCAUGGGAAACUCAACCUGGCCUCCUACCUCCCUCCGGGCCCUGUCCUGCGUCCACUGGAGCCCCAGCUGUGGGCAGCCUAUGGUGUGAGCCCACACCGUGGGCACCUGGGGACCAAGAACCUCUGUGUGGAGGUGACCGACCUGGUCAGUGUCCUGGUACGUGCUGAAGCCCCCCUGCCCGCCUGGCGCCGGACACAGAAAGAUUUCCUCUCAGGCCUGGAUGGGGAGGGGCUGUGGUCCCCGGGCAGCCAGGUCAGCACCGUGUGGCAUGUGUUCCGGGCACAGGACGCCCAGCGCAUCCGCCGCUUCCUCCAGAUGGUGUGCCCCACUGGGGCAGGAAACUUGGAGCCUGGUACCCCUGGCAGGUGCUACCUGGAUGCAGGGCUGCGGCGGCGCCUGCGGGAGGAGUGGGGUGUGAGCUGCUGGACCCUGCUGCAGGCCCCCGGAGAAGCCGUGCUGGUGCCCGCGGGGGCUCCCCACCAGGUGCAGGGCCUGGUAAGCACCGUGAGCGUCACUCAGCACUUCCUGUCCCCCGAGACCUCUGCCCUCUCUGCUCAGCUCUGCCACCAGGGGCCCAGCCUGCCCACUGACCACCGCCUGCUCUAUGCCCAGAUGGACUGGGCUGUAUUCCAAGCAGUGAAGGUGGCUGUGGGAACACUGCAAGAGGCUAAAUAG
Rangifer tarandus platyrhynchus (Svalbard reindeer) is the source of this 3564-nucleotide messenger RNA. Lineage: Eukaryota; Metazoa; Chordata; Mammalia; Artiodactyla; Cervidae. The record is from the annotation of a GenBank genome assembly.